Molecule: messenger RNA, 3965 nt
Organism: Colletes gigas
Lineage: Eukaryota; Metazoa; Arthropoda; Insecta; Hymenoptera; Colletidae
Product: pikachurin
Exons: 15
Coding region: 361-3051 (896 amino acids)
Molecular function (GO): calcium ion binding
Source: RefSeq, a predicted model, not a curated record
AGGAUACACGGUGAAUUCGUACAAAGGCCUUAUUUCGUUCUGGUCUUCCAUCGUUCCUCGUUUCGUUGUUGGAAAAGUGUGUUCCCUCUGUGAGCCGCGGUUGAAAUAUGCAUACCGAUAUAUUGUUAUGCAUACCGUGUCGAGUGAAUUUGCAUCGGAUAUCGCCGGGCAAAUAGAGACCGAUCAUUCGCCGACGAAAGUGUGCCCCGUUUCCCGACGCGGAUUUAGUGCGCGCUCGACGCCGAGAGUCGACCGCGGGGUAAUCGAUUGCCCGAUCGAGAAGUUCCGGUACGGCUAGACGUGAAAUGCAAAAGUGAACUCUGUCUCGCGGGCCAGCGGGUGCAUGUACAUCGCAGGACGAUGGCCGAACUACGUGUUUGCCGGUUUCUCGUGAUCCUCGCUCAUUUGACGGUCAUCUUGGUGCUCGGGCAGAACCCCGUCGAGGAGAAGACCACCUUCGAGGCUGCCUUUCAAGGAAGAUGCGGGCACGAGUCUCCCUGCGAGCAGCUUUGCUACGAACUUCACGAUGGAAUGUACGAGUGCGACUGCAGGGACGGCUACAUUCUUCAUAAAAAUGGAUACAGUUGCGCCGAGCUGAACUCCACGUUCCCGUCUACCAGCGAGCUAGGCGAGCUAAUCGAGGACGUUGAGAACGACGAAUUAAGCAAGGACACGGACGACGACGAGGAUGCGGUCGAGGACAUUCUUUAUAUGCGCGGAGCGUCGUUCACGAUACACUUGGACCCGCCGCCGGAGAACGCAACGACGAAUUCCACGAGGGCCAACGACGAGACCGGCGUUCCCCUCGAUCGAAUCGAGUUACGGGCUACGUCCCAGGGUCCGAAUCUGGAGCAGAAGCUCCCGUCGACGAUGGAGAGUAUAGUGAGCACGGAGCCAGCAUGCUCGCUGGAUUGCGGGCCCGCUGGUAAUUGCUAUAUAGAGCAAUCACGCGGCGACGACGUCGAUCUGGCGGCCAACGACGACUCCGACGCCGCGGACGACGACGCCUCGAUGUCGAUGGAUCUCGAAGGGAACGACGUGGCUCCUAGACGGAAGCAAGGGUCCUUCAGGCAGAGGUGUCAAUGCCCCCUAGGCAGGGGUGGCGAUCGAUGUCAGCUCGAGGCCGAAGUGAGGUCGCCACGAUUCACGGGAUCCGGUUGGCUGGCGUUUCCGGCUCUGAAGGCCGCUUACAAGCACGUUCAAUUAGAUUUGGAAUUCCGGCCCGAGGCGUGGGAUGGAAUUUUGCUCCUCGCCGGGGAGAGGGACGAUCUUCAGGGCGACUUCAUGGCCUUGAUACUCCAUCACGGCUUCAUCGAAUUUAGGUUCGAUUGCGGUAGCGGGGUCGGCACCGUCAGGAGCACGCAAACAGUAAGGCUGAACGAAUGGAAUACCCUGACUGUCUACAGGCACCGAUGGGACGCUUGGAUUCAGCUGAAUCAAGAGAAACGCGUCGAGGGAAGAUCGAAGGGUUUGUUUGCGAGGAUUACCUUCCGCGAGCCGCUCUUCGUCGGCGGACCCGGAAACACAACCGGCCUGGAGCGACUUCCGGUGAGGACCGGAUUUAAGGGCUGCGUCCGGCAUCUGGAAGCCAAUGAACACCGCUAUCGCUUCCCCCUUGCACCGCAGGGAGACGCAGCCAAUGGUUUCGACGUCGAGGAAUGCACGGCGGACAGGUGCAGCAAGGUGCCCUGUUCCCAUGGUGGGAAAUGCUUGACUACUGGCGGCGACACAGCUGUCUGCCUCUGUCCUCUCGGAUACACCGGCGACCUGUGCGAGACCAGGGUGGAUUUGCAGGUGCCGUUGUUCAACGGAUCCUCUUAUCUUCGGUAUCCGGGAUUGGCCGACACGUCGCUAUCUUGGCUGGAAUUGGCUGUCACGUUGAAACCAACCGCCGUGGACGGCGUUAUACUUUACAACGGCCACCAUAGCGACGCUACCGGGGACUUCAUCGCUUUGUACCUCUCGUCGGGACACGUACAGUUCACCUUCGACCUGGGAACGGGACCCGCCACUUUGAGAAGCGAGAAACCAGUGCGUCUCGGCGAUUGGGUCGACGUGCGAGUUUCGAGAACCGGACGUUUGGCGUCACUCGAGGUGGAGGACGAUCCUCCGCAGGAAAUCCUGGCGCCCGGCGCCUUCACGCAACUAUCUCUGCCGCUGAACCUUUACCUGGGCGGCGCACUGUCCACGGACAUGUACUCGCCCAAGAUGAAGACGACCGCCAGCUUCGUAGGCUGCAUUCAGACCGUCAUUCUGAAUCGUCGCGAGAUUGGAAUUCUCGCCGAGGCUCUCGGCGGCGUGAACGUGGGGAAUUGCGGACACGCGUGCGAGGCGAGGCCUUGCGGAGACGCGGAAUGUCGUCCGCUUCGAGACCGAUUCACGUGUCGCUGUCGACCUGGUAUGCCGCAUCCGUGUCCAGCACCGGACGACAAUACGAUCCUCGGUGCCUCGCCAGCGAAAUCAAACGUUGGGACGCGAUACGAGAGAUCCGUGCCCAGCUUCUCCGGGAGCGAGAGCUACCUUCACUACAACGACGCGGACACGAUGAAAAGGAUAAUAAGCUACAGGGUGGACAUAAACAUGAGAUUCAGAGCGAGUAGCAGUAGCGGUUUGCUGCUUUGGAGCGGACGACAGGCGGACCCGCAAGAACAAAGGGACAAGAACGACGAUUUUCUUGCUCUGGGCUUGGACCGUGGUUACCUGACCUUAGCUUAUAACUUGGGCUCCGGCGAAGCGGUCCUACGGUACAAUUUAACGAGACUGGACGAUGAUCUAUGGCACCGCGUUCGGGCAGUUAGGAACGAACAGUGGGCGUCGUUGGUCGUCGACAGCGGUACCGGGGUCUCGGCGUCGUCGCCAGGACAGUUGAGACAGUUGAACACCGACACGGGUCUUUACGUUGGCGGUGCACCGGACAUCGUGAGGACAACAGGAGGCAGAUACGCGAAGGGCAUCGUCGGUUGCAUCAGCGACCUGGUUCUGGACUCGGACUUCUCCGUGGCGUUGUCGUCGCCGGCACAGGCCACCAACACGCACUCGUGCAUCCCCUGAAAAACAUCCGUGCCGUCCGACAUUAGGUGGUUGGGUCCGCGGCCACGCGGUUCCAAGCUAGGAUAUGAAAAUACAUCGCGAUGAAUUGCUGGCGAAGCCAGGGCAACGACGAUGCAGCGUUCAAGAUGGGAACGGCCGCCUCGAACGCUUUGUCACGGUGUCGGCGCGCGAUUUAUACACCGAUCACACACGGUUCAUCAACUUUUUGUACAGACUCAUCAACGACGAAACUCUCCCCGGGAAGAGAAUAAAUUAAAAAGUAAAGAGAAAAAAAAGAGACAAAAAAAAAAAUAAAUAAAGACAGAAAAUGAUAAAAAGAUAACGAGGACUACGGUCGUCGACGGUUGAAUUAGUGGACAGCUUACUGUAAAUAUUAACGAAAGGUAAUCGCGGUAUUUGGAGAUCUCUAUCGAUCGCCUCCGCGACGUAUUUCCGUUCUGCGGCAACUUCCUGUCUGUAACCUUCGCGAUCGAAGGCUCGAUCGACGACAUCGAGAGUAAUGAGAAGAAAAGAUAGAAAAAAAAGACAGAGAAAGACCGAACACGUUCCGCUUGUUCUCGAUUAUUGCAUUUCGUUCGCGUUUCACGAAUCCAAUACGAUUAUUUUGUGAAUCGAACGCGGUAUUCCGUUCUGAGUUCCUAAGGGGUUGGACGGAAGUUGUCACGCGAGGAACGGUUCUCUCUAGUCAGUCACGACUGUCUCCGGCCGAAUUAAGAACUCGACGGGGCGCGUCCAGAAGACCGCCCUCGGCCUAAUAAAAUUAAAGUAGAAAAAGUGCACACAACCCCUCCGCGUCAAUUUUUAUUACGCCCUCCGACCGGACCCGGAAACCUACGAUUGUGUCGGGGCAUUGUCGCAUUCGAUCUCACGCGGAAAAGAAAAUGAUCGAAAGCGCUUGAAACCGAUCGAGCCGC